AUGGAAUCGUUAGUUGCAGAUGAAAUUACACGAUAUUUUGAGAGUCUGAAGCUAAUUUCUCACCUCCAACACGGCUUUAGGCGCAAACGAUCUUGCCUCACAAAUCUGCUUCUUGCUCGGGAUUCAUGGACCAAAGCGCUUGAUGAAGGAUCCCCCCUUGAUGUGAUUUACCUAGACUAUUCGAAGGCAUUCGACAGAGUCAAUCACUUAGCUCUGCUUCAUAAGCUUCGUGCCUACGGCCACCUUGAGCUGGGGGCGAGUCGCCGUGUGUCCCAAUUCAGUCAUGCGGAUGUGAGCAAAGGUCGAUUAGUCUACCGGCACGGACCGGCCGAGAUCGGACUGAAGCCUGCGUUCGACUUCGCUCGCAUUUGGGAUUUUAGCGCGGGGACCACUUUCAGUUUAAAUUUUACCUUGAUACCAGUCAAUAGCCAAUCUCCAGUGGUGCGCGCCGAGGCGCCAAUACGAGUCAAAGAAGGUGAUCGAUCGCUGAUUGAUCAGUACACACUCUAUGCUUCGGAUGCUGACACUGCCGAAAAGGAUAUUCAAUUGCAACUCAUUCACCCAUCUCGAUGGGGACACAUUGGAAUCAUGGAUGUGAAUACUACUGAGAAGAACAUAUCCCACACUGAGGCGGAACUCAGUCAAACACUCACUUUCAGCAUGCAGGCACUCAAAGACGGCCGUGUGUUCUACGUUAAUUCUCUUCACGGAGGAGGUCAGGAAUCAGUGGAAGAUGUGUUCACCGUUCGUGCAUUCGACGGUAAAUUUUACAGCCCACACACCGUGGAGGUAAAAAUUGCUAUCCAACCAACCAACGAUGAGAAUCCUGAUGUCCGUUUGUUACGACACUUUUCAGUGACAGCAGGUUCCCGUCGUAUCCUCACUCCGUACCUGUUCAGCGUUAGUGACAAGGAUGUACCUCGUGAUAUGUUGCAAAUCCAGUUCACACAGUUGCCUGCGUACGGCAGGCUGACUGUGUUCUGGCAACACGGUGAGCGUUAUGUUCUGAGCAAAGACAGUCCUCCCAUUACCGAGUCAUACCUGGGUAUGAUGAAUCUAUUAUACCUACAAAAUGCCUCCACAAUAUCGACUCACAUGGUGGCCACUAAUGGGAGUGGGCCAUUGGCUGUGGACUGUUUUAUGGUGUCCGUUUCCGAUGGUUUACAUGUGGUGGAGAAACAAGCGAACAUUUUGAUCCGGCCGACAAAUCGUUAUCCUCCCGAAAUGACUGUGGACGCUUCCAUUCCCAAUGGACUGACGUUGGAGGGUGUUGCUUGGAUCACCUUGGACAAAAAACCAGGUGGACUGAUUAUUGCGGAUCGCGAUACCUCUGCUGAUGAUCUAAUUGUGACCCUUGUUGAAGCGCCAAAAUACGGUGUCAUACAACGUUUACCUCGGUUGGAUGGACCCGAUGGUGUGGAUGUUCUGGAUCUUAUUGAAGCCGCCUGGGAUAUUGAAGAGCUGGCUGUGGGUGGUGAUGCACAGGAAUUAGCUCGCCUUUCUGCUGCGGGGAGUGUGGGUGGCCCCAAGGCGGUGAAGACAUUGCACCAAGGAGAUCGCUUCACAAAGAGACAGAUUGACACGGAACGAAUUCACUACGUGUACACAGGAACCUACAGUGAACAAACCGUUUACGACUCUUGUGUGGUUCGCCUUUCGGAUGGCGAAUACGAUACGGCCGCCGUCACUUUGAGGUUUCAAAUUCGACGAACAGCCGACAGAGCUGGUUUGCAGUCGCUUCGCUACUCCCCUUCGGAUCCACUGCGAUCAUAUCAACUCCCGCCACACGACUCGAAUUACUUACGCACUAUGAUCCCAAAGAUGGGUGAACUCAAUCUGGCAAUCGCCCCUUACCCAGAUGAUAAACACCCUCAGCAUCAAAUGGACCAGAGUGAACUCGUGGACCCAAUUCAGACGGCGGUCCCAUUGCCCACCUGGGAUGCCUGCGUUGAACAGCACUCAUUUCUGACCUACCAAAUGUUUCUGUCCAGUCUGCCAACUUGGAAUGGCACAUAUGCAACGGAUGAGGUGCGUGUCAACGCCAAUAUUUCGCUCUUCACCUCAUCAGGUUACAACUUUACUGUCGAUGGCCGAACUCAACCGAUGUCAUGCGGACACUUUGUGAAUGCGAGACGUCCCCAGCAAGCCAUCAACCAAUUCUCCACGGACGAGCUAGCUAAUCGACUAAUCGCCUUUGCAGCAAACGGGUGUAAGGAUUAUAUAGACCAAGUGUUGAACGCUGUGCUGAAGAUUGUGUUUGAUUUCUCACAGCACCCGAUCCAUGCCACGUUACCGAUUCGAAUCACUAAGAAGUGUCGUCAGUUGCCUCGGUUAAAACAAGUGCGGCACAGACUGGAAGUUCUUCCUGGAACAGAUGUCGUUGUGAGCCGGAAGCAUUUGGAAUUCAUCGAUCCGGAUUCCGACCCGACUCGCUUGAUCUAUGCGAUAGCGGAUCCGUUUUCCACCGGUUCCACUCACACGUUUGGUGGUCUCCAAGUCAUCGGAUCUGGUGCGACACACUUUUUCACGCAGUACCAAGUGAACACUGGCCAAGUGUACUUUCGGACUAACAAACAGCUAAACACUCAGGGCACUGCAGAGCUACAAGUCAUCGAAAUACACUUAUUCGAUGCUGGAGAUCUUGGUGACAUUACAAACGAUAACGACAUGUUCCAAGUGGCCAAAGAUGCUCUGAGUGUCCUUCAGCAUUUGGGAACUGCCGAAACUAACCCGUACAGUGAGAGAAUGCAGUACGUGGCAGAUGCAGGCUCCAAAGUCAUCUCAAUCAGACCAAUUAUGUUGAGCAUCAGUCCGAGUCCACUGAUUCAAAUGUUGAACUCCAUGAACCAGUUUGUUAUGUUGACUACUACGCCCCCGGCCCCUAACGCUUUAGAGACGAUUAUGCCGGGUAAAGUGGGAUUUAGACUGACGGCUGAACACCUGUACUCAUCCAAGUCAGACGCCAUGUACCGAUUGGUCGGUGUUAGUAACGGCAAAGGAGAGCUGUUUCACAUCAAGCUGAACCGUUCAGUCACUUCGUUUGUGCAAGAAGAUAUCGGUAGGAGGCGUAUGGCCUUCUUACUUGUUAGUCGAGCCGGAUGGCAGGACCUUAAUACAUCUCAGAAGCAAAAAAGGACUAAAACUGCACUGACUGAAGAAGGGCUGCAAUUCGAGGUUUACGACCCAAAUGAACCUCAAGAAAAACUACGCGUCAGCAUGCUACUACAAUGGAUGGAAAUCGGAAUUAGUCGCCGCGUAUAUCGUGUGUGUGGAACUCGUGGCCUCCUCCGUGUUGGGGUGGAACGGUUUGGAUACACCGAAGUGGUGAAGAACUUUUCUGCUGACGUACAUGUGGGCCUUACUUCCUCAACGGCUGUUGAUAGAUUGGAUUUCCGUCUACAUUCCCCAAAGACAGUCAUUUUUCAGAAAGGCGAGACAAGAAAAGCGAUUCUCAUUCGAGUGCACUUGCGGAACGAUUCACUCGGAACAACACAUGAAAUUAUCGUCAAUCUGAAAUCCCCGACGGGCGCGAUUCUCUCAUCCAAACGGCAGGCAAGAGUGAUCAUAAGCAGUGAGUUGAGAUGA
Messenger RNA from Dicrocoelium dendriticum, 3585 nucleotides. Lineage: Eukaryota; Metazoa; Platyhelminthes; Trematoda; Plagiorchiida; Dicrocoeliidae. The record is from the annotation of a GenBank genome assembly.